Molecule: messenger RNA, 1841 nt
Organism: Elgaria multicarinata webbii
Lineage: Eukaryota; Metazoa; Chordata; Lepidosauria; Squamata; Anguidae
Gene: OAZ2
Product: ornithine decarboxylase antizyme 2
Biological process (GO): positive regulation of protein catabolic process
Cellular component (GO): cytoplasm; nucleus
Molecular function (GO): ornithine decarboxylase inhibitor activity
Source: RefSeq, a predicted model, not a curated record
GCGUGGCAUCAUAGGCGGCGGCGGCGGCUCGCGCUCUGGGUGAACCCGUCAGUUGGAGCUCAGCGCUCGCGAAGGGAGGAGCUGCUGUGAGGCCCGAGAGUGAGCGCCUCCUCCCAACCCCCGCGUCCGUCCUGACGAGCUCUGAGGAUGAUAAACACCCAGGACAGUAGUAUUUUGCCUUUGAGUAACUGCCCCCAACUACAGUGCUGCAGGCACAUUGUCCCAGGGCCUCUGUGGUGCUCCGAUGCCCCUCACCCACUGUCGAAGAUCCCCGGUGGGCGAGGGGUUGGCAGGGAUCCUUCUCUCUCAUCUUUGAUUUAUAAGGAUGAGAAGCUCACUGUUAACCAAGAUCUUCCAGUGCAUGAUGGGAAGCCACACAUUGUUCACUUCCAGUACAAAGUUACGGAAGUAAAGAUCUCCUCCUGGGAUGCAGUGCUAUCCAAUCAGAGUCUUUUUGUGGAAAUCCCUGAUGGCUUAUUAGCUGAUGGGAGUAAAGAAGGAUUAUUAGCACUGUUGGAAUUUGCUGAAGAAAAAAUGAAAGCAAGUUAUGUCUUUAUUUGCUUCCGAAAAAGCAGAGAAGACAGAGCUCCAUUACUGAAGACAUUCAGUUUUUUGGGCUUUGAAAUUGUGAGGCCUGGCCAUCCCUGUGUCCCAUCACGACCGGAUGUGUUGUUUAUGGUGUACCCCCUGGAUCAGGUCUCUUCUGAUGAUGAUUAGACCCAGUGCAGCACUUCAGUGGGCUCCGGACAUGCUUCAAAGACAAGAGGGGGCUAAAACUCCUCUUCUGAAGAAAGGAAAAACAAAAUUCUUCUGGACUGAAACUGCAUUUCUUAUUGUUAGAGUGACCUGUAUAUCUUCUGAGUUGACUUUUCCAUUGAAAUGUGUUACCUAGCGAAUAAUAUAAAGUCUGCACAAGUAAUCGCACAAUAGUAAAUGGAAGGUAAAUGGAGCCCUUUCAUACAGCUCAGUGGUCCGCUGGUUAGCCUAGUGGAGACAUCCUGUCCAACCACAUAUGGUGGGUAAGGAGCCCACAGGUGAAGAGGGACAGGCUUUAUGACUUCUUAAAUUAGUGUUGGGCUUUUCUGUUCAUUUGGUUAUUCGGCUUUCAUUUAAAAUAACUGUAUAUUUAUAUGUUCACUCAGACUCUUAAGCAGGGGGCAUGCUUUGAGUGUAGAGAUGUGAGGAACAUUUAACACUGUUUAGCAAACCAUAGGUGGCACCACUGAGGUAACCAGCACCGUGGGUCUCUGAAAAGCUUUGUGCUCUUCUAGCCUUUUUAUUAGGUUAGUAUUAAUACUGCAUUAGUGCAGCUUUCAAUAAAAAGGGGCAUUCAAACAAAUGUGUGAAGCUGGCCCUGCUUUUGAGUGAGAAGGAACUGCCUAAGUGCACCCACCCACCCUCGGGGUUGUGGUAGUGCUGUCUUCUGCCACUGCAUUAUGUAGUCUGGGUACAAGCUUUGAGUGGAGUGUCUGCAUAAGUGGAUGCAAUGUAGAAAGCAAAGAGACAAGUCUUCAAAUCUUGCCUCCGCAGCUUGAGGCGCGAAAGCUGACGGCCACAGCUCCGAUAGAUGCCCAUGCAGCUAAUGGAUUCCAGAAUGCUUAUAGGCAACUUGAUCUGACACUUCGCUAUUCUUAGUCUUCAAUCCUAUGCUCUCUCAUUAGGAAUUAAGUCCCAUGAUGCAUAGGAGCAAGCUAUUUAGGAAACUUUUCCUAAACGUAGCUUACAUGGUUGAAACGUUGAUGUCUCAUCCUUCCCUGAAGGGCCUUCUUUUGGAUAUUAGAUGACAUGCUUACUUUUCCUUUAAACAGCCAGAGUCUUCAUAAUAUACAAUUCCAACACUU